AUGGGCGAGAACCAGGGCGACGAGAACCAACAGAACGGAGAGGCGCGGCGGCACAGCGAGCCCGCCAUCAAGCGCCGCCGCAUCACCAAGGCCUGCGACUUUUGCCACCGCCGCGGCAGGAAAUGCAAGCCCGUGCCCGAAGGGACCGGUGCCGGUGCCGGUGCGAGUCCCGGCGGCACGCCGAGCUGCCUGACGUGCAUCGAACACGGCGCGACGUGCACGUGGAACCGCGUCGCCGCCAAGAGGGGCGUCAAGUCCAAGACGUCGCCGUCGUCGUCGGUCAACAACAGCGGCAGCCACAAGCAGACGUACUCCUGUGACGACGGCGACGGUGACGGCGACGGCGAGAGGUGGUUCUACGACGAGAGCCGCCACGGCAGCCGGGGCCUCGUCUCGCGCCUCAUUGCCAUCUUUUUCGAUACGGUAUAUCCAGUAUUCCCCUUCUUCGACGAGGCCUCCCUCCUCCGAGAGUGGGACAGCACCAGCCUGUCGUCGAGCCGGGCCUCGUUCGCACGCCUCAUGGCCAUCUGCGCCCUCAGCUCGUGCCACGUCCGGGACGGCGCCGUCUUCGACCCGGCGGCGGCGCCGGCCCCGCUCCGGCCGGAGCACCACCGGGCGUACAUGGAAGACGCCCAGCGCGCGGUGCCGGAGAGCAACCGCGACAUCGGCGGCGGCGAAGCCUUCGACUACCUCCAGGUGCUCGGCACGCUGUCGCUGGCGGCGACGCAGCUCAAGGACGACCCCCUCUUCCACGAGUGCAUGGGGCGGUACCACACGCUGGUCGCCCAGCACACCUUUCACUUCGAGACGCGCUGGCCGGCGCACCUGACGUACCCGGAGAAGCACGUCCGGCGCCAGUUUUUCUGGUCCAUGUACCGCCUCGAGGUCCACGCCGCCCUCAUCGACGGCCACGUCAUCCGCUGCCCGGAGCUGCAGUGCGCCGUCGCCUACCCGCAGCAGGUCGACGGCCUCGCCGGCAUCAUCGACGCCUCGGCGCAGACGGAGAAGACGCGCUUCCGCCGCGGCAGCUGGCUCACGGGCUGGAACUACAUCACCGACCUGUACCGCGUGCUGGAGCACGUCAUCGUGCGCAUGCGCAAGGACCGGCUCAAGGCGCUGGACCGCGGCCCCAUCGAACACGAGCCGCUGAUGCCCCCGAUCGACGGUCUGCUCGAGAAGGUGCUGGAGAAGAAGGGCAACCUGCCGCCGUACGCCACGCACGCGUUCCCGGCGUCUCACGACGUCGAGGCGAACCUGUGCGGGUUCCAGGUGGCCAACAUAGCGUGUACCUUCCAGCUGCUCCGGAUGGCCGCCUUUGCCUGCCACGACAAGUUCGAGGAAGCCUGCGGCGCCGCUCUUGAACUGAUACAGGAGAUCACCGCCGUGCCCGUGGAAUACCUGCGCGCAAUAGGCAACCCAAUGCUACAAGAGCUGGCCGGCGUCGCUCACCUGCUGAGCAGCUUCAUCACGCGGCAGCUGAUCGACUGGCAGUACUACAAGCUCCGUGAAGUCAUGGCGUCCAUGGCAACCUUCCUCCAAAGCCUCGCUCCCUCGCUCCCGUCGGCCAGCCUGGCCGGUGCGAGGAUCUUCCAGUACAUACACAAACUGGAGGAGAUACUCGUGCGACAGAGCCAGCCAGCACCACCGGCGGCCGUUGCUCCCAUCGUACACCCUCCCACCUCGGAGAUGGUCCGAGAACCGGGGGCUUUGGGUCUGAUGCCGCAGCAACAGCAACAGCAACUGCAGCAGCAGCAGCAACAACAACAACAACAACAACAACAACAGCAACAGCAACAACAACCACAUCAACAACAUCCACAUCAUCAACCACAUCCAAAUCGACAACCACAUCCUCACCUCCCGCCGCAGCAAGGCUUGCUCGAGCAGUACGCGCUGCCCAACACGGCGUUUUACAACUUCCAGACGGACUUUAUCGGGAACAUGUGGACCAACGCGUUCAACGAUUCGGCCGAGAUUGACUGGGCCAGCGCCAUUGAGAGCUGGGGGACCACUUGA
This is a messenger RNA of Colletotrichum higginsianum IMI 349063, 2016 nucleotides long. RefSeq names its product C6 transcription factor. The transcript is spliced from 5 exons. Gene Ontology annotation, biological process: regulation of DNA-templated transcription. NCBI's taxonomy places the organism in Eukaryota, Fungi, Ascomycota, Sordariomycetes, Glomerellales, Glomerellaceae. The record is from RefSeq and is a predicted model, not a curated record. Gene Ontology annotation, molecular function: DNA-binding transcription factor activity, RNA polymerase II-specific; zinc ion binding. Bases 1 to 2016 code for a protein of 671 amino acids.